AUGCCUCGUUCGGACAAGCAAUCCUCAAAAUCCAGGUAUUCGGGCGAGAGGGGGCAGGAACAAUAUAACACUGCCCCAGACAAUCGCUCUUUCGCCAAGUCCCGCAAAACUCCUGUUGCCUCCGCCACUACCACCCCCGGUAGUAAAACCCCCAAGGCAUCAUCCGGCAGAUCCUCCCGUUUUCUGACUGGCAUCGCCAGUCAUCUCCCCGGCAGCCUCACGCCUGGCAGCACAUUUGCCGACCAAAGUGCGAUAUUCAGCCCACCGGCACCAGAGGAUGUCCCGUGGGACCGGAGGCAACAGGCGGCCAUGUCCUCGGCGAUGGAUGAGCAUGAUGUGGAUGGGGCUAGUGUGCGAAGUCUGUCGUCUUUCUCUGGAGGCUACACGAGUGGGGAAGAAGGGCGGGCGUUCUUCGUGGCUACGGAAGAGCAGGGCGAGGGAGGGCGCAAAAAGGCGAAGAAGGUGGUGGCGAGGCGUGCAGGGGAAGAUUGGACGCUACUGAGUAACGAAGGGCAAGACGCUGGUGACUAUCAUGCGCCUUUUCAGGCGGAGGAGGGGGAAGAAGAGCCAGAGUAUAGCGGGGAUGAUGCCCUGGAAAACUCAGCGAUCUUUAGCAGAAGGACGAAGGACGAGAACUGGCAAUCUGGGUUUGCCCGGUCAGGUAGACGUGAGUAUACCAAUCCCGACAGCAGUGGCAGCAGGAGGUAG
Messenger RNA from Cryptococcus amylolentus CBS 6039, 708 nucleotides. RefSeq lists its product as hypothetical. The transcript has a single exon. Lineage: Eukaryota; Fungi; Basidiomycota; Tremellomycetes; Tremellales; Cryptococcaceae. The coding region runs from base 1 to 708 and encodes 235 amino acids. The record is from RefSeq and is a predicted model, not a curated record.